UUUGUCUCUUGGUUCACUGUUAGGGUUAAACUUUCUGGGGGGCGUGAUUAUUCUUUCACAGAUGUAUUGUACAGCACAUACAGAUACUAAAAACCACACCUCUUUAGAUCACCCUAUAAGAACUUGUAGAGCACCAUUUCAGGGACAUCGUGUGCACAAUGAGGAACUUUGACUCUCUAACAGUUUUACUUGUCUGCAGCCUCAGUUGGCUCCCUGUAUCACAACCUGUGGAGGUUCAGUCUGGAAAAGAAGUCACGCUGCUGUGCUCCAACUUUUCCAGUUCUCCCACACAAAUACUCUGGUUCAGAGUGACCAAGAGAGCCAAACUCACCUGUAUUGCCUCCAUGUUCGAACCUCAUGAACCUGCUUCAUUCUGCGCUGGAUUUCAAAAUGGAAAAUUUGAAAUGAGCACUAAUUCAUCCACUGUGUUUCUCAAAAUUAAACAAGUGGAUUUAUUGGACUCUGGACUUUAUUUCUGUGGAUUUAAAAUAGACCGCAAUCCGGUUAUUGUUGAAGCAACAUAUUUAGUGGUCCAAGACACUUUUAUCGGAUUACCAAAUAUGAUGAGUGUGAUCCUCGGUGUUCUGACUGUUUUCCUCAUCACAGUCAUCGUUUGUCUGGCUGUUAAAAUCAAAAAGCUUCAGAAAGUUCACACUGAAGGAAAGAAUCUACAACAAGAAGAGAGGCAGAGCUCAGAGCACCUGCACUAUGCAGCUGUGACAUUUCAUCCAAAAACAGAAAGUCCUCACAGGCCUGCAUCAGCCACAGAAGUGGACCCAGAUGUUAUUUAUUCAUCUACUCGAUAGACUCAGAAAGUGACCGAGCACUGCAUGGAACCGAGGCGUCAUUAUUGAUCUGCUGAUGUUUGUUUGGUGGAUGUCGUCAUGCUGUGAAAUCACAAGUGAAAAUGUACAUGAAUCCUAUUGGUGUCCUGUGUUACUGUUAUAAGUGGUCUAUAUGUCAUAUGUCAAAACAUUUUAGCCUCCACAAUCUUUAUUGUGUUUUUUGUCCUAUCUUCCUCCCCUCACCCCAACUGGUUGUGGCAGAUGCCUUUUCCUCUUUGGAGGUUUCUUCUUGCUAAAAGGGAGUUUUUCCUUCCCACUGUUGCCGAGUCCUUGGGAUUGUGUCAUUGUUGGGGUUUUCUCUGUAUUAUUGUAGGGUCUUUACCUUACAGCAGAAAGCACCUCGAGGCAACUGCUGUUGAGAUGUGCGGCUGUAUGAAUUGAAUUGAUAUUAGUGUCAGCCACUAUUCAAAAACGGAUCAAUCACUCAGAAUUAUCAGUGCAAGAGGAAAUAAUUUGAACAAAGGUAACAGGAAUGAAUGUAUUUCUGUCUGCUUCAUAUUAUGCAAUAUAAUAUCAAGAGGUUAUGAAGGUAUUUUGUUGAGCCAUAUGUUUUUUGUAAGUAUGGUUUUUAGUGUUUGUUGGAGCUUAGACAGUUUAGCCAACAUUUUGCUGUGAUCUUUAAUUUGAGUUUCUAGUUAUAAUUUUCAUUAUUUUAUGUUAUAGUGUAAUAUACUGUGCUCCAUAAAUUGAUCCUGCUUUGUUAGUCUUUUGUGUUGUUGUAAAGUGUUGGUAGGUGUCGUAAAGGGGGUGUGUUAAGCACGAGGGGGGAUGAAAGGUUAGUCAAGUAAGCAGGACGUGGAGCAACAGUUUUCUGACCGGCGCCGUUUAUUGUGCUUUCGUUGUAACAUAAAAGGAAUGUAAACGGAGCUCCCACCAGAGGCCUUUGUUUGUAUUUUUCAGUUUGUAUGGAGAAUAAAUGUUUUUUCCUUUUUUACAAGCGCCUUGUUUUUGCUACCGAAAGGCAUACAAGCGAUUCAACAAGAGCACGAGUCAGAAACAUAAGUCCUGCAGAAGCGGCAAAGAAGGACCAAAGGUUGCCGCUACAGUGUUUGUGUUUUUUAUUUUUGGUGCCAGCCUCAGGUGGCCAUUGGAGGUACUGCACUUCUAAGCAGGCAAAGUUUUAUUUUAGUCCUGGAUGUUACCAUUUGGCUUUAAUUCGGUAUUAACAAUUCUAUAUCGAUAUCAUGGCACAGAAAAAUGAGACAGUGUUAUGAUACAGUGAGCAUUUGUACAGUUAUUUUGGUCUUAUUCUCAGAAUUCUGAGAACUGCUGACCGUUAACCACAACAGAGCUGACUCUGUAUCAAGUGGUGAAUACUUCCUGUCAGACUGUGCAGAGUGUUUUCACAGACUAAACAGAUCAGGGACAUUAGCGUUAUGCACUGGUGGUUCCCAUUAAGAGUAAAAGUUCAAAUGUAUAACUUUUUAUUUCUUUAGAUUUGCAAGGCUUGCAAUAUGUAUCAUUUUAACAAAUUGUAAGCUUUUGUGCAGUGAUUCAGUGAUUUUCCAUUUUAGUUAUUGCAUGCUUUGGUGUUUUAGUGUUUUGUGUGUGAUAUAGGCCACACCCGUGUGGGAGUGGAGAUUCCACUCUCAUCCAGCUGCCACCUAUUUGGAGUUGAGUACAGGGAGUAGCUGACUGGUGAUGAUUUGAAUCCUUCUCUAUAAAGGGGAGAGAAAACAGGAAGGAAGGGGAUUUUUCUGUAGGACACAGUUAUAGUGGGGAAGAUGGUUGAAAUUUUUGACUCCAGUGAGAGCGUGUGAGGUAGCAUAACUUAAACAGCAAGGAAGGUGA
Haplochromis burtoni (Burton's mouthbrooder) is the source of this 2636-nucleotide messenger RNA. RefSeq lists its product as uncharacterized. The transcript is spliced from 5 exons. Bases 159 to 806 code for a protein of 215 amino acids. Lineage: Eukaryota; Metazoa; Chordata; Actinopteri; Cichliformes; Cichlidae. The record is from RefSeq and is a predicted model, not a curated record. Gene Ontology annotation, biological process: response to bacterium.